Molecule: messenger RNA, 954 nt
Organism: Eimeria necatrix
Lineage: Eukaryota; Apicomplexa; Conoidasida; Eucoccidiorida; Eimeriidae
Product: ubiquitin-conjugating enzyme e2, putative
Exons: 6
Coding region: 1-954 (317 amino acids)
Source: RefSeq, a predicted model, not a curated record
AUGGAAGCUGCACACGAUUCUAGCCGUGCUGGGGCUGCACAGCACGCUUCGGCAGCUCAAAGUCUUGCGAGGAUUCUGAGGGAACACAGAGAUAUUCAACGCAAUGCAUCUCCUCACUGGACAGCUGCUCCUCUUUCACUGGAGGAGCCGAGAGAAUGGCACUUCACAUUAAGAGGCCCCCCUGACUCGCCGUUCGAGGGGGGUCUGUAUCACGGGCGCAUUGUUUUGCCAAAGAAUUAUCCCUUUGCACCACCGUCGCUGAUGCUUCUCACGAGGAACGGGCGAUUUGACAUCUGUCUUAGUGCAAGCAGCCACCAUCCUGAGCUUUGGCAGCCGGCAUGGGGCAUCCGCACGCUACUUGAUGCACUGUGCGCUUUCUUCCCCACUCCGGCUCAGGGGGCCCUUCAUGCGUUAGAGGCCUCAGAGAAGGAUCGGAGACAGAUGGCAUUGGAGAGCGCCUCAUGGGUUUGUCCGGUAUGCAAAAGACCCAAUCGGCAGCUUGUGGAAGAGGGCUGUGCAGCUCCGACAGAUACCUUGCCAGAGUUGCCUGAGCAGCUCAAGGCCCAGGCGAUGCUGGCAAAGAAAGGAGACAGCCAGAAGCAGGUCGGGAAUCCUGCUGUGGUUGCCGCUCCAGCGGCUCCAACGCCGAACAUCAGCGAGAAUAGAAAUAUUGACAGCAACGCAAGCAGCGGCAGCCAUAGAAGCAGCACGCCUUCAACUGCACGAGCUGCCCAGGAAUCGCCAAGCAGCAGGAGACCUGGUCGUCCUCUACAGCGCAUACCCUUUUUGAGCCAUUUAUUUGACUUGCCAUCGAACAGAACGGAAUUUCUAAUUGCGUGGGCUGACCUGAUGCUCUUGCUGCUGCUGUUGGCGUCACUAUUGCUAUUGGGGGACCUACUGCUGCAGCCUCCGCGAUUGUCUCUACUGCAUCCGUCGCCAACUCUCAGCAGCUGA